Formica exsecta is the source of this 1722-nucleotide messenger RNA. It is a transcript of the gene Sap30, whose product is annotated as histone deacetylase complex subunit SAP30 homolog. Bases 490 to 1020 code for a protein of 176 amino acids. Gene Ontology annotation, biological process: regulation of DNA-templated transcription. Gene Ontology annotation, cellular component: histone deacetylase complex. The transcript has 3 exons. Lineage: Eukaryota; Metazoa; Arthropoda; Insecta; Hymenoptera; Formicidae. The record is from RefSeq and is a predicted model, not a curated record. Gene Ontology annotation, molecular function: transcription coregulator activity; protein binding.
CUACGUGCUACGUGCCAACUUGGUUCGCUGUUGCCGGCGAGGCGUUUCGCGUGGCAGCUAAAUCGCUCCAAGAUCCCUCCCCGGAUCUCGCGGUGCUCCGGAUUUUUCUGACGAACCGUCGUCGAUUUCCCGCGAACAAAGACUGGCCGACCGGCGAGCUAGGUUUGUGAACCGCGUCCCCAAAAGGGACAGACAGACGAAUCCAUAAAGGAAGAAGUAGGGGAACGCUCGGCUCGGCGAGCUAGGGGCCUCGGAUUGAUCGCGCGCGCGGAAGAGAAUUAUGAGCGAGCGACGUCGCUUAGCGUGCUGCUGUCAUCGUCGUCGUCGUCGUCGCCCCCGUCCCGCGGCCGCCGCCGGUUAUUCCACGAUCGAAGAAGACUUUUGACACGAGCGCAACGUGCGCGCGAAUCGUCGUCGUCGUCGUCGAGACGGACGACGCUACCGUUAGAUACUAGGCAGCGAGACGAGAAUCGUCGCCAGCGAGGCAGGAUGAACGGCUUCAGCACCGGCGAGGAGGACUCCCGGGGGGCGGCGGACCAGAUCUGCUGCCUCGUCGAUGAGGGCGAGCGAUGCUCCCGCCCGGCCGGCAACGCGUCCUACAGCAAACGUAUCCAGAAAACCGUCACUCAACGGCGGCUCAAGCUUAAUCUCGAUCACAUGGCAAGACAUAUAUACAUCUGUGAUUAUCACAAGCAAGUGAUCCAAUGUGCGAGGACUAAGCAGCAGCAGCAACGUAGGCGCAAGGAUUCUGAAGAGGAUUCAGGCGAAACUGACAACGAUCUCCCAGAAGUUGAUCUCUUCCAAUUGCAAGUCGGUACUUUGAGACGGUACAAAAGGCACUAUAAGGUUCCCACACGUCCUGGUCUUAACAAAGCUCAGUUAGCAGAUACUCUUAUGAAGCAUUUUAAGACCAUCCCUGUAGUGGAGAAGGAAGCACUAAGUUUUUUCAUAUAUACUGUUAAGACCAACGCAAAUAAAUUAGAUCAAAAAAACGGUUUGAGUAGUAGUGAUACAACGUAGCGUGAUCAGAAAAUCUCCCAUGUCACUAUUGUAAUAUUACAAAUUAGUUAUGUGAUAAGUAUAUCAAUUUUUACUUGUUAAUACAUACAUGUAUUUUAUAAGAAACUAUGUAUAUAAAGUAUAUAUAUAUAUGUAUAUAUAUUAUUAGUAUAUAUACACGCACACACCAUACAUAUAUAUACAUAUAUAUGCAUAUAUACAUACAUACAUACAUAUAUAAAUAUAAUUAUAAAAAUUUUAUAUACAUACAUCUAAAAUAGGCCAGCUGAAUAACUCGGCUGCUUUUGGCGAUAGAAAAAAAAUGCACUAAUUUUGCACCUACAAAAAAACUAUUGACAUCAGAUUAUGUCCCUCUUGAAAUCAAGCAAAAUUGGUCUGAUGCAUUUUUUUCUAUCGCCAAAAACAGCCGAAUUAUUCACAGGUGGCCUGUUUUAGAUGCCUCACCCUGUAUAUAUAAAAUAAUUUUAUAUAUGUAUAUAUCUGUAUGUGUAUAUGUAUUCUUCAAUACAUCAAAACCAUUCACUAUUUUAUUUUAUCUUUCUUUCGUCGCACAUUUCACAUAAAUGUACGUAGAUUUUAAAUGAUAUAAAAAUGUGCGUGCGAGUUGUUGGCGGUUUCGUUUUAGAAAUUGCGAACGACAAUAUAUUUUGGAAAACAUUUCAAGAGAAGCAGUUAUUAUAAAAUAAACGAGACAUCUACGAA